Alligator sinensis (Chinese alligator) is the source of this 945-nucleotide messenger RNA. RefSeq names its product olfactory receptor 5V1-like. Gene Ontology annotation, biological process: G protein-coupled receptor signaling pathway. Gene Ontology annotation, cellular component: membrane. Lineage: Eukaryota; Metazoa; Chordata; Crocodylia; Alligatoridae. The transcript has a single exon. Gene Ontology annotation, molecular function: G protein-coupled receptor activity; olfactory receptor activity. The record is from RefSeq and is a predicted model, not a curated record. Bases 1 to 945 code for a protein of 314 amino acids.
AUGGUUCCAGAAAAUCAAACCACAGUAAGAGAAUUUAUUCUCUUAGGACUCUCCACUUCUCCAUCUGUCCAGAUCUUCCUCUUUUUGGUAUUUUUGAUUAUAUAUAUAAUCACCUUGCUGGGAAAUGUGGUGAUCAUGCUUGUGAUACGAACUGACCCUCACCUCCACACCCCCAUGUACUUCUUCCUGAGUAACUUAUCUUUCCUUGACAUCUGUUAUUCCUCAGUUACUGUCCCGAAGAUGCUGGUGAACUUCUUGGUGGAGAGAAAGACCAUUUCCCUCAGUGGCUGCACCACCCAGCUGUUUUUUGUAAUUUUCUUCAUUGUAGCUGAAGGCUUGCUUCUCUCAGUGAUGGCUUAUGAUCGAUAUGCUGCUAUAUGCCAUCCUCUGCAUUACACUACAAUCAUGAAACAAUGGGUUCACGUCCAGCUGGCAUGCAGUGCAUGGAUAACUGCAUUUAUCUAUGCCUUUCCAAACACCCUCCUCCUAAUGAGGCUUCAUUUUUGUGGGCCCAAUAUAAUUAACCACUUUAGCUGUGAGCCACCACAGGUGUUCAUGCUCUCCUGUAGUGACCCCUUUGCCAACCAAAUGGUGGUUUACACUGUUGGUAUAACAUUAGGGUUGUUGGCUUUCCUCAUCACUCUGAGUUCCUAUGUUAACAUCAUCUCUACCAUUCUGAAAAUGAGUUCAGUAGAGGGGAAACACAAAGCUUUCUCGACUUGUACUUCCCACCUGAUAGUUCUCAUCUUAUUUUAUGGCUCUGUUAUGGUGAAAUACCUGAAGCCGACCACCAGUCACUCACAGGACCGGGACAAAUUCAUCUCUUUGGCUUACAGUAUUUUCACUCCAAUGUUGAACCCCAUUAUAUAUAGCUUGAGGAACCAAGAAGUGAAAAAGGCCGUGUUAAAAAUAUUAAGUAGAACAGUCAAAGACGGGAUGGUGUGA